This is a messenger RNA of Neomonachus schauinslandi (Hawaiian monk seal), 1044 nucleotides long. Its product is annotated as 60S ribosomal protein L10-like. The record is from RefSeq and is a predicted model, not a curated record. Gene Ontology annotation, cellular component: cytosolic large ribosomal subunit; mitochondrion; ribosome. Lineage: Eukaryota; Metazoa; Chordata; Mammalia; Carnivora; Phocidae. Gene Ontology annotation, molecular function: structural constituent of ribosome. The transcript is spliced from 3 exons. Gene Ontology annotation, biological process: translation; electron transport chain; ribosomal large subunit assembly. The coding region runs from base 1 to 1044 and encodes 347 amino acids.
AUGGCCCAUGGACAUGAAUGUGAACAUGGUUAUAUUAAACCUGAACUUCCAGAUUAUAAACAGUGGAAGAUAAAAGGAAAACCAUUAGAAUCUGUCCAGGGGAAGUUGGCUGCCCGAGGCCUAAGGGAUCCAUGGGGCUGCCAUGAAGCUUGGAGAUGCAUCGGUGGUUUUGCAAACAGUGUUUCCUUUGGUGCAUUAUUAAAACAAUUCAAAUAUGGAUUUGCUGCCUUUGUGGUAGCUAUAGGGGCUGAUAAUGCUGAAUAUUUAUCCUGGUGUCUCCAUGGGCCACGUCCCCACCAGGUGUUACCAGUAUGUAAGAACAAGUUGUAUCCAAAGUCUCCCUUCUGCAGAGGUGCCCCUGACGCCAAGAUCCACAUCUUUGACCUGGGACGGAAAAAGGCAAAAGUGGAUGAGUUCCCACCAUGUGGCCACAUGGUGUCAGAUGAAUAUGAGCAGCCUUCCUCUGAAGCCACGGAAACUGCCCGAGUUUGUGCCAACAAGUACAUGGUGAAAAACUGUGGCAAAGAUAUUUUUCACAUCCAAGUGUGGCUCUACCCCUUCCACGGCAUCCAUAUCAACAAGAUGUUGUCCUGUGCUGGGGCUGACUGGCUCCAGACAGGUAUGCGGGGUGCCUUUGGAAAGCCCCAGGGCACAGUGGCCACGGUCCACAUUGGCCAAGUCAUCACCUCCAUCUGUAGGAAGCUGCAGAACAAGGAGCAUGUGAUUGAGGUCCUACACAGGGCCAAGGUCAAGUUCCUUGGCCGCCAGAAGAUCCGCAUUUCCAAGAAGUGGGGCUUUACUAAGUUUAAUGCGGAUGAAUUUGAAGACAUAGUGGCUGAAAAGCAGCUGAUCCCAGAUGGCUGUGGGUCAAAAACAUCCCUAAUCGUUGCCCCCGCUGGACAGAUGGCGGGCUCUGUGCUCAUGCGAACCUCAGCACUGCCUCCUCCUUAUUCACGCCAGCCAAUAAAUCCUACUUCUUGCAAAAAUAAUAAUAAUAAUAAUAAUAAUAAUAAAAACAAUAAGUACCAGUUCCUAAAUAUUUAA